CAGAAACGGCGUGUGUGUGUCUCGCGCGCCGUAGGAGACCCGAGAGAGCAACUAUGGCGGAAAGGUAGGGAAGACGUUCGCCUCAGAAGGGGAUUCAGCAUCCGCUAGCUACAGUCUGACCAACAUACCAUCCUCCAGUCUUCUUAAACAGAAGUCGUUGUCGUAGAACAGAGACUUUCUGUCCUGACGCUCUUGGUCGUGCGCAACGCCAGGCCCCGGAACACGAAAAGAUGCCGAAUAUUAAGAUUUUCAGCGGGAGCUCCCACCAGGAUUUGUCUCAGAAAAUCGCCGACCGGCUCGGACUCGAGUUGGGGAAGGUCGUGACGAAAAAGUUUAGCAACCAGGAAACAUGUGUGGAGAUUGGAGAGAGUGUACGUGGUGAAGAUGUGUACAUCGUACAGAGUGGCUGUGGUGAGAUCAACGACAACUUGAUGGAGUUGCUGAUUAUGAUCAAUGCUUGCAAGAUCGCAUCAGCUUCCCGUGUCACUGCAGUCAUCCCCUGUUUUCCUUAUGCCCGUCAAGACAAAAAGGACAAGAGCCGAGCACCAAUCUCUGCCAAACUGGUGGCCAACAUGCUGUCAGUUGCUGGAGCAGAUCACAUCAUUACCAUGGAUUUGCAUGCCUCUCAGAUACAGGGUUUCUUUGACAUACCUGUGGACAACCUGUAUGCUGAGCCUGCUGUGUUGAAGUGGAUUAAGGAAAAUAUCCCUGAAUGGAAGAACUGUACCAUUGUCUCUCCAGAUGCUGGAGGAGCUAAAAGGGUCACGUCUAUAGCAGACCGGCUGAAUGUUGACUUUGCCCUCAUUCACAAAGAGAGGAAGAAGGCUAAUGAGGUGGAUCGCAUGGUGUUGGUGGGAGACGUGAAGGACCGUGUGGCUAUCUUGGUUGACGAUAUGGCUGACACAUGUGGCACCAUCUGCCAUGCUGCUGACAAGCUAAUAUCAGCUGGUGCCACCAAGGUGUACGCUAUCCUUACCCAUGGCAUUUUCUCAGGGCCUGCCAUAUCGCGCAUCAACAACGCCUGCUUUGAAGCUGUAGUUGUGACCAACACCAUUCCACAAGAAGAAAAAAUGAAGCAUUGUCCUAAAAUACAGGUGAUCGACAUUUCAAUGAUCCUUGCAGAGGCUAUUCGGAGGACCCACAAUGGCGAGUCUGUCUCGUAUCUCUUCAGCCAUGUCCCGUUGUAACCCCUCCUCAGUGUGUGUCCCUUUUUAUUGUGUUUUAUUACAAAAAAAAAAAAAAACAGGGGAGCCUGAUCAAGUCAUCAAUAAGUUGUAUCUGACUGAGACCCCAAAGGAAUUAACCUCCUGUGAAAUUAUGGCACCCAGUCCACCUGUUGGAGCUGUUCACCUCUAGUUGAGGGUUCUAGCAAGACUUUAAAUUCUUUCCCUUGAGGUUAAGACUUAUGGAUAUUUAGUUCCUAGUCUUUAAAAACCUCCUUUUUUAUUACCUAAGAAAGAGUGCCUCGAUUAGAUGUUCAGCCAUUCAGGUCAUAAUCUGUUACACUUUAAUUUAUUUGGGCUUAAUUUGUAUAAGUAACUUGAGAUGUGCAUCUACACUGGCAGAAAAUUUAAUGUAGUUGAGUGAGGGGUUUUCCCCUACUUCUUAAAUUUUUGUUUUAGUAGAUGCUGGAGGAUCGUAACUUGGGGUCUCUGCAGGCUGGAGCUUCCUUGAACAGUCUUUUUUUUUUUUUUUUCCAUUUCUUUUUUCCACUUUUUUUAUAUUUUAAAUUUGAAAGUAUGUUUCACUUGGAAUCUAUCAUGAAAGUGCUAAUUCUGUUCAUCUUUUAUAUAUGUUGGAUUUUUGUUUUUCAUUUUCAAAUUGCUAAAUUUGUUCUUAUUAAAAUGAAUUGUGACAAAAAGCAAGGAGAUUGGCUUGGGAUACUUUUUCUUAAUGUUCAUAGAAGUUGGAUGUUCAUGUCAUGUAUUGCUUUCUAAACAAUUUUUUUUUUCUUGGAGUGGAGAUUCUGGAAAGCUGUAGUUAAAUUUGGUAUUUAGUUUUAAACUGAGUAUAAAUUCAGCUGGUGAUGUUGGGUUCACAUCCAUUAACUAACUUGGGUAGUGAAGAACAUUUUACUUAUUGACUCUGACAAGCUCUAAAACUUAUUUUAAGAGAGAGGUGCCUCAGUUUUGAGGCAGGUAAUUGAAUCUAAUUGGUUCAGCUGAUUCCCAUUAAAACAAUUAACCUUG
Neoarius graeffei (lesser salmon catfish) is the source of this 2189-nucleotide messenger RNA. RefSeq names its product phosphoribosyl pyrophosphate synthetase 1B (gene prps1b). The transcript is spliced from 7 exons. Bases 231 to 1187 code for a protein of 318 amino acids. Gene Ontology annotation, molecular function: magnesium ion binding; ATP binding; ribose phosphate diphosphokinase activity. NCBI's taxonomy places the organism in Eukaryota, Metazoa, Chordata, Actinopteri, Siluriformes, Ariidae. Gene Ontology annotation, biological process: ribonucleoside monophosphate biosynthetic process; purine nucleotide biosynthetic process; 5-phosphoribose 1-diphosphate biosynthetic process. The record is from RefSeq and is a predicted model, not a curated record. Gene Ontology annotation, cellular component: cytoplasm; ribose phosphate diphosphokinase complex.